Rhopalosiphum padi (bird cherry-oat aphid) is the source of this 3251-nucleotide messenger RNA. RefSeq names its product m7GpppX diphosphatase (gene Dcps). The record is from RefSeq and is a predicted model, not a curated record. Gene Ontology annotation, cellular component: P-body; nucleus. The coding region runs from base 1092 to 2036 and encodes 314 amino acids. Gene Ontology annotation, biological process: deadenylation-dependent decapping of nuclear-transcribed mRNA. NCBI's taxonomy places the organism in Eukaryota, Metazoa, Arthropoda, Insecta, Hemiptera, Aphididae. The transcript has 6 exons. Gene Ontology annotation, molecular function: hydrolase activity; RNA 7-methylguanosine cap binding.
AUUUAUUGUUAUACAGACGGCGGGACUAUAUAACAAACCAGUACCAAAAUUAUUGACUGAUUAAUGCAGUCAUAAACGAAAAAGAGUUGAAAACUGCGAAUACUUGGAAAUAAACAUAGAUGUUGUGGAAAUAAAUAAUCAACAAGUUAUAACAAUCGCUUAUCGCUUAUUAUUCUAGACCGUGCUUAUCGCGGCUUUACUAUACUAUAGAGCAUAGAGUAUAGAUACUAUAUUACAACUAUAUGUAGUAUUUACUUAUUACUUAUUAUUUUAUUAGGUAAUAGCACGAUUAAAGAUAUAGUAUAUCUUUAAUCAUGGGUAAUAGUCAUGAACAUUGGAUAAUGUUCAUGGGUAUAGUAUAUUAUUAUCAUUAUUAUAUUUUUUAUUGUUAUAUAAUUUUUUAAGUUUUAGUUUUUACUUAUUUUGAGCGACAACAAUAGCGUACAUCCUUUUAUUAGUUUUCCCAAGCAAAAUAUUUUUCGAAGUAUUUAAUUACACAAAGAAUUUUGUCGAGUAGUUUUUGAGUUAUACCUAUCUAAGUAUUUAAAGAUAUGGUGAGUGGUACGGGGAUACCCCACAAAAUGUUGCGUCUACUAUUCCACUCACCAAAGCUGAAAAUACUUAUCUCAUAAACUGCUCGUCCAAAUUAUGAUUUUUAUGUAUCAAUUUAAAUACUGAAAAAAAUAUUCUACUUAGAAAAUUAAAAAUUAAAAAUGUCAUAAAAAAAAAGUAAAAAACUUAAAACAUAAAAAUUAUAAAUUAAGUAUAUAGUCUAUAAACCUUGAAAUACACUUAUCUAAUACAAAGUACUAUUGAUAAUCAAUGAUAAUAGUUAUCUAUGAACAUGAACGAUGAGGAAUGACAGCAACUAAAGAUAACUGAUUUAGUGAUUUAUAUUUUUUAAUUUUUUUAAAAAUUCUGUUUUUAAUUUAAAUUUUUAAUACAUUUUGAAUCUUAUCUUUAGAAAUUGCGUCUUGAAUUUUGAUUUUUAUAUAAUUGUAUUUUAAAAUACGCUUGUACGUAUAUCACUGACUUAAUAAGAUUUAAUUAAAUUUAAAUUUUAAGUUUUUGUUUUUAUCAUUAAGUUAAUAAUGGAUCCUGAACAAAAUUUUAAUCAAUUCUGCCUUAAACAAAUUUUGAUGAAUGACACACAACGUAAAGUGAUCGCUGUUGAAGGCAAUUUCAAUGGACUACAGGAACCAGCCGUUGUUGUUCUAGAAAAGUAUGCGUUUGAUGAAGCUUCUGUUUUAAAUGCGUGUAAUGCUCAUACUAAAUUUAAAAAAAAUUUAGAAAAUGAUAUUUAUAAAUCAUUUAGUUGUGUGCCGCCGUAUGAUGAAAAUAUUCCUUCUAAUAAAAUGGAUAUAAUAUAUCCUGCAACAGACAAGCAUAUUUUAAAGUAUACAAGUCAACCUAUGUAUUUUGUUCAAGAAACUGAAGAAAUGUAUCAAACUGUAACUUUACAUCAUAUAUUGGAUAAUGGUUUGUCACUACAAUGGGUAUACAAUUGCUUAGAGUAUAAAUCAGAAAAGGAAAGAAUAAAAUAUGAUACGGCUUCUGAAAAUCAAAAAGAUGAUGAAGAUAUUGGCUUUUUACUUUUACCAGACUUAAAAUGGUCCGGAAAAUUGAAUGAAUUGUACUUGUUGGCAGUUAUUAAAAAAAGAAACAUUAAGUCACUUAGAGAUUUAACAAUUGAUCAUUUACCAUUACUAAAAAAUAUUUUAAAUAAAGGAUCAGCUGCUAUUUAUAAAUUAUAUGGAGUUCAACAAUCUCAGUUACGUGUUUAUGUCCAUUAUCAACCAACAUUUUAUCAUUUUCAUGUUCACUUUACACAUCUGAUGCAUACGCCUCCAGGAAUAAAUGUUGGAAGAGCUCAUUUACUCACAACAAUAAUUAAUAAUAUUGAAAUGCAAGGCAACUACUAUCAAAAAGCUACAUUAGAUUAUACUAUUAAGGAAAGUGAUCCAUUGUUUAAUCGUUUUGAAGAAAAAGGUAUUCUUUGUAAAGCCAAACUUAUUGACAAAAGUAGUAUUGUGUAAGACAACAACCAAACAACUAUAUAUUUUAAGUAAGUAACCUAUAAUUAUUUUUUAAAUGUAUUUCAUUCAUGGAUUUUAUUAAUUUAUAAUUUAUGUUUAAAUAUAGUAUAAUUUUUUCAGGCUUUAGUUAAUAGUUAACAUUUUAUACAAUUUAUGUUUUAAUAAAUGUAAUAUAAUAGAAUACAUUCAAUACUCAUAGUUACUAAUGUGUGAUACAAGUAUAAAUGAUAACUUUGUUUUAAAAUUUUAGUAAAUAAUGAAAGUUUUUUUUUAUAGUUAUAAUCUUAAAACAAUACAAGAUUUCAUAAUAUUAAAAUAUUUGUUAAUUUUUAUGAAUUGAAUGAAGACUAAUUUUAAAUUAAGUUAAUAUUCUUAUGUAUUACUAGAAAUCACUACAGCUAAAUAUGACAUUUAGUAUAACAUUAUAUACCAUAUUAAAUUUAAAUACUGGAAAUAAUACAAUAAGUUAUAAUAAUAAUUGGCAACAGUUUAAUGAAAACUAAAUGAUCUAUUAAUUGAUGUAAGUGUCCCUCUGAUAGGGACCGGGUGGCAGUAUUGUGGUAAACAGUUCCCACCCAUUCCUUGUUUUUUUUUUUGGCAGAAAAAAAAAUUGUCCCUCUGGUAGCAGCCAAUAGGAUUAGUACCUAUUACCAAAUAUAAUAUAGUUUAUUAUAAUACAAAACUAGAUACUUCCAGAUUGAAUAAAUUUAAAUUGUAUUAUAGAUUAUUUCUCAAAAAUACACUGUUACUUUAAUAUUUUUUUUAUCUGUAUCCCAUAUACGCAAGGAAUUUAAUUAUUUUAUGAUAAUGAUUCUCUAUUAGUGACUUUUUUUUGUCUAUCUUUAUACUUUUUUCCCCUCUGUAAUUACUAAUAUAUUUUUUAAUAUCCUUCUUUAUAUAAAUCAUCUUUGCUUAUUAGGAAUUUAAUUUUCCUAACUGUUAAUGCGAAUCUCAAACUACUUAUUUGUAAAAUUAAAAUUUUGAUAUAAAUAAUCACCUGUAAUAAUGUAAUACUAUCCACUUUUAAUAAUAAUCUCAAAACAUGUAAAUUUAUAUUAAAGUAUGAUAAUCAAUUUUGCAUUUUAAGUAAGUAUACAUAUUACAUAGUAUAUUAUUAUUAUACAUUUCUCUGAUAAUUUAUUUUUUUGGUUUGAAUGAUGAUAGUGCUGGGAUUUUACUGAUUGUUAUUUCAAAUACAUAAUUCAAUCAUUGCGA